UAUGCAUGUGUACACUUCCCCCAGGGGCUGAGGCCAGGACAGGCAUCCCACAUCAGAUGGAUAAAUAGCAGGUCUGUCCUGCCAGCUGUGUGCUCUCUCCCACCCAAAGAAAGCAGUAGAGACUCAGACAGCUGAGCCUGGAGUAGCCCACACAGUCUGUUACCAGAACCAGUCUGUGUGAGGCACUUGGGGGCAGCAAGAUGGAAUCAGAAAGAGAAAUCAUCAACCUCCGACCUGGGAGCCCCAACCUCAGGAGGAGCCAACCCAUCACCCUGAACCACUAUGCCACCAAGAAGAGCGUGGCCGAGAGCAUGCUGGAUGUGGCCUUCUUUAUGUCCAAUGCCAUGCGGCUAAAAGCAGUGCUGGAGCAGGGUCCAUCCUCCCAUUACUACACCACCCUCGUCACCCUCAUCAGCAUCUCUCUGCUUCUACAGGUCGUCACUGGAAUCCUGCUCGUGGUCAUUGGUGAGAGCCCAGGCCAGGAGUCGGCCUCGGUGGCCCCUGGUGGGAAGAAAGGCCCCAACUGCCUCCCUGCACCCUCCUGCUCUUGCACAUGUCAACUUCUCAACCAUACACUGACCUGUGCACAGCUGAACCUCAAUGAGGUAGAAAAGCAAUGGCAGCUCAACCAGCUCAACAACACUGCCACCACCCUGGUCUUCAUCACUGUCAUUGUCAACGUCUUCAUCACGGCCUUUGGGGCACACAAGACAGGCUUCCUGGCUGCCAGGACCUCAAGGAAUCUGCUCUGAACACAGCCUGGGACCCAGGUGAGGAAGGAUGGGAGGUCCGUGGGUCCAAGGGGUCUCCCAAGUGACCCUUCUCUCAGCUCUAGGGGCUUGAAAUAAGAGUGAGAUCUUUGCCAGCAACAAGAAAAGACAGAUCUGAGGCAAGGAGGAGAUCUGAGAGAAGAGUUUGGUUGGGGGCCCAGAAAGGCCCCUCCUGCUGCUAACGGGUGAUUUUUCCUGAGCAGUCAAGCUGGGGUCUUUCUAUAGCUGGGGGUGGGUGGGAGGCAGUGUGGUCAGUGCUUGGCUCUGCCCCUCUGGCAAGAGGAAAGAUGCAGCGUGGGAUCCCUCAAACUGCGGUCCGUGGACCAGUAGUAACACUGUGUGGAAGGUUGCAGGAAACGUCGAAAUCUCCAGCCCCACUUCAGAUUCACUGAAUCAGUGCAUUGAAAAAGGUUGCUAGGGGAAUUGUAUGCAGAGUAAAGUCUAAGGACCACUGGUCUGGCCUGCCCACCUCACUGUCUCUUCUCUGCUUCCCCUAUAGGUCCUAGGUCCUGGGAUGGCUUCUGCCUCUUUACUCUCCACACUGCUAGGACGAUGGGCACUUUCCACAGCCCUAGGAGAGCUCCCAGAAGGGCGGUGGAGAUGCCCUUGCUCCCUACCCACAGCUUCUGAAUUAAGAUGUGUUAUUUUACUGGUCUAAGUGAAUCCCAUCUUGGUCUGGAGUCCUGAGCUCAGACUGCGGUACUGCCAACCUUUCUCUCUGGUGGCGUCUCCUGCACCUGAGUGUCUGCCUAAAGCCAAGCCUGCCCAGCUUCAGGCCUCUAGUUCAUACUCCGCUUCAUUCCUCCCCUCUGCCCUAUCCAUUUUCUCCUUUUUGUAAAAUGGAAUGAUCUCUAUAAAGUUUUCUGGAAAUCCGCUGAGUCAAUCCAUGCAUCAGGCUGGUCUCUGGAUGCCCUCUCCAGCUGUGUUCUGGAAAGGGCUUGACUUCCUUUCCUCUGGGUCCUGCUCUGAGUCAGUGUUCCAGGCCCCACAUGCCUUGGGCUAAUUACCAUCGGCUACAUCAAUGGCAGAUUAGUUAAUUCUGGAUGGAUCCAUGUAUGCACAAUACUUUUUGAGAACCUGUUAUAAACCUAUCCAAGCUUUCAAAUCAGCACCUUCCCUUAGGUGUGUGCUUAAGGCAUACAAACUCACUUUGACCUUUGCCUAGGCCAAAGAGAACUGGGAAGGUAAAGUUGUGCUCAUAAAGCAUCAACCGGGCAUCCCUAGCUCCAAUAGAAAUGAUUUUCAGACUGUCUCCUACUUUCAAAUGAGCCACAC
Messenger RNA from Nyctereutes procyonoides (raccoon dog), 2045 nucleotides. It is a transcript of the gene NINJ2, whose product is annotated as ninjurin 2. The record is from RefSeq and is a predicted model, not a curated record. Gene Ontology annotation, biological process: cell adhesion; tissue regeneration. NCBI's taxonomy places the organism in Eukaryota, Metazoa, Chordata, Mammalia, Carnivora, Canidae. The transcript is spliced from 3 exons. Gene Ontology annotation, cellular component: membrane. The coding region runs from base 201 to 752 and encodes 183 amino acids.